AUGUUUCCAAGUCUCUUGUUGCUCAACCUAUUGCCUCUGGCCCUCGCGGCUCCAGCCAAGCGAGCUGAGCCGGCACCACUCCUUGUCCCACGAGGUGACACUAUCCCCGACAAGUAUAUUGUCAAGUACAAAGAGACUUUUGAUUUCUCAACUGCCGACAGCACCAUCAAGGAAUAUCAUGCCAAGGCGGAGAAAACGUACUCUCACAUCUUCAACGGAUUCGCUGGCGCGUUGAACGCGACGGCCAUUGAGACGCUCCGUAAUCAUUCUGCUGUUGAUUUUAUUGAAAACGAUGCGACUGUCAAGAUUAGCGCAUUUGCCGAACAGUCGGGCGCCCCUUGGGGUCUGUCUCGCAUUUCGCACCGACGGCCCGGAGGAAGUAGCUACGCCUAUGAUGACAGUGCCGGUGAAGGCACAUGCGCGUAUGUUAUCGAUACUGGAGUCGAGGCUUCGCAUCCAGAAUUCGAACGUCGAGCCCUGUUUCUUAAGUCUUUUGUUGCCGGAGAGAACUCUGAUCGCAACGGUCAUGGCACCCACGUGGCUGGAACCAUUGGCAGUAAAAGCUAUGGCGUGGCUAAGAAAACCACCAUCAUUGGAAUCAAGGUUCUGAGUGACCAAGGCAGCGGCGAUUACUCUGGCAUUCUUGCCGGUAUGGACCAUGCUAUCGAAGACUCUCGAACACGAAGCUGCCCCAAGGGCGUCGUCGCCAACAUGAGCUUGGGAGGCGGCUAUUCAGCUGCCAUCAACCAGGCUGCUGCAAAGAUGAUCCAGUCUGGUGUAUUCCUUGCUGUUGCGGCAGGAAACGACGCGAAGGAUGCCUCCCAAACGUCCCCUGCCUCUGAGCCUAGUGUAUGCACUGUAGGAGCAACGGAUUCUUCUGAUAGACUUUCCUCCUUUUCAAACUACGGGGCUGCUGUUGACAUUCUUGCCCCUGGAAGCAAUAUCCUGUCAACUUGGAUAAAUGGCGCUACUAACUCCAUCUCUGGUACUUCCAUGGCCACGCCACAUAUUGUUGGUCUUGGUGCCUACUUGGCUUCUUUGGAAGGCUUCCCCGGUGCUCAGGCUCUUUGCGAAAGAAUUCGCUCUCUAGCUACAAAAAAUACUAUUAGCAGUGUCCCAUCAGGAACUGUCAAUUUGCUUGCUUUCAACGGCAAUCCAUCUGGAUAA
Molecule: messenger RNA, 1167 nt
Organism: Metarhizium brunneum ARSEF 3297
Lineage: Eukaryota; Fungi; Ascomycota; Sordariomycetes; Hypocreales; Clavicipitaceae
Product: Cuticle-degrading protease
Biological process (GO): proteolysis
Molecular function (GO): serine-type endopeptidase activity
Source: RefSeq, a predicted model, not a curated record